This is a messenger RNA of Trametes versicolor FP-101664 SS1, 873 nucleotides long. RefSeq lists its product as uncharacterized. NCBI's taxonomy places the organism in Eukaryota, Fungi, Basidiomycota, Agaricomycetes, Polyporales, Polyporaceae. The record is from RefSeq and is a predicted model, not a curated record. The transcript has 4 exons. Bases 1 to 873 code for a protein of 290 amino acids.
AUGUCCCAGCUUGCGACUUGGCAGAUCGUACCCAACGAGUACGACGAAAUAUGCUCGUGGCUCGCUAUAGAUCGCUCCGAAGAGGGGGCAAAGGCGACUCACCCAUUCGUGCUGCUGUAUGCGCCCGAUAUAUCCCCCAUCAAGGACGAGCCGGUGAAGGUCUCCCUGCGUGUAUACGGGGUCGUGGAGUCUCUCAGCAUCAGCCCCACUGGGAACUAUACCGGACGCAAAGAGUCCGCUCCACGCGCCGUGCAGUUCGUCUCGCUCACCGCGGGAUCGUUCCCGGACGCGUUCCGAGUUCAGUUGGAAUCGAUACGGGACAUCCGGUCGUACGUCGGCACUGUUCUUGGUUGCACUGUGGAAGACAGUACUCGGAAGCCUGGAACGAUAUAUAUUCAGCGCAUGGUUUUCACAAAGGUCAGGAACAGGGGUGCACCUAUGGAGCUCGUGCGGUCGGUUCGACGGGAUGCCGCAACUAAACCGAAAUCCGCCAUUAAUUUCGGAGAUGACCCUCACGGGUGGACGUCCGAGAUCAAGAACGAUUGGGUCGUGACCCACAAGCUAUCGACUGGCGUUUACCUCGAGGGCGGACGCGCUGUCAAGAAACCCUAUUCGGUGAUACGACCCGGCGACUUCGUGGAGGUAGUUUGCACGGUCGAGAUAACCAAGUUCCGCAAGCGCAGCGGGUGGGGUACAGAGGCCCGCCUGAUUUUGCAAGAGGUCUUGCGCGUGUGCGACAAGGACGUGGUCCAGAUCGCUCAGCCCCCUGCUCCGGAGCCGGAGCCCGUCAAUGGCGAUGAGGCGUUUGUGAACUCCCUCUUCCGGCUCUGGGCGGACGCCGAUACGGUGGAUCCUAACGCGAUGGAGGGUUAG